Messenger RNA from Python bivittatus (Burmese python), 3601 nucleotides. RefSeq names its product leukotriene C4 synthase (gene LTC4S). Gene Ontology annotation, molecular function: glutathione peroxidase activity; enzyme activator activity; glutathione transferase activity. NCBI's taxonomy places the organism in Eukaryota, Metazoa, Chordata, Lepidosauria, Squamata, Pythonidae. The record is from RefSeq and is a predicted model, not a curated record. Gene Ontology annotation, cellular component: nuclear envelope; endoplasmic reticulum; membrane. Gene Ontology annotation, biological process: leukotriene biosynthetic process.
CAGCAAGCAAGGAGUUAACUAACCAGCCCUUUAAAAGAGGAAAUGAAGGCAUCCACUCUCUGAUUGCACUGACAGCCGCUGCAGAAUUAUGACUAAAAGCAGAGAAGUUUCAAGGAGCGUCCAGCUUUGGAGCUGAUUUACUUUUCUCUUGCUGCUUUUGAAGAUUAAAAUGCUGCACAAGAUAGCUUUGCUGGCCACUGUUACCAUUUUGGGUGUGCUGGAACAAGCCUAUUUUGCCAUUCAGGUGAUCGCCUUUCGGCGGAAGUUCAAAGUCUCUCCUCCCAUCACUUCAGGCCCACCAGAAUUUGAAAGGAUCUUCAGAGCCCAAGUAAAUUGCUCAGAAUAUUUCCCAAUAUUUCUCUCACUCUUAUGGGUGGCUGGAAUCUUUUCCCAUCAAGCUUUGGCUGCAUUCUGUGGACUAAUUUACCUCUACGCUCGCUAUCAGUACUUUAGAGGAUAUGCACAUUCUGCUGAAAGAAGGUUGGGCCCCAUGUAUUUCAGCACCGGAGUUCUUUGCGUUCUUAUCGGGCUGUCCGUGGUGGGAUUACUUGUCCAUUUUGUCCGACGCUUUUGAUUCCUUAAAAGUGCUUCUAAAUCAGCCAUCCAUCCCUUCCAACUGACAAAAAACUCAGCAAUUACACCAUCAUUCUCAACUUUCGUUUCUCUUUUUUCCAAAUUAAAAUAGUUUUGUACAUCAGCUUUUUAAAAAUAUAAUUCUGUAGUAGUGUAUUUUAGUUUACUGUUAAUGUUCUUAUGGCUUUCACCACAGUAGUAUCAUUAUACUGUAUCUAUUUCCUGUGGUAGAAAAGAAUAUUUAGAUUAUAACAGAUUUAGAUUUACAAGGUAGGAUUCUGAAUAAUACAUGUUGUACUGUUAGGCUAGUCUUUUUUUGAUGCUUUGAACAAGGAAUAUGGAACAGCAAGAGGGCCAGUGGAGGUCUGGAUUGAAUGCAGUUGGAAUCAAAGUCUUGUAUUAAGGAUGGGAUCAGGUCUGCUAAAAGACAGAAUUAGGUCUGAAUCAGGCCAGCUUGAAAUUAUUGUUAGGAACCAUGGUUGAAACCAAAGUUUCUUUUAAAGAGCCCCAAUUGGGCUUUUCUCUGUUCAGAAAAGACACACUGAGUUGCAAAAAUAAGGUUGUGUAUGAAUAAGAUUGAUUGAUUGAUUGAUUGAUUGAUUAUAUUUAUUCGGUCAAUGACCAGCAAAAGUAUGAAUAAGUUCGUGGAAAGGUUUGGAGGAUAAGACAUCAGAGAAAUGCUUUAUAUGGUGAGAUACUAUUUUGAGGUUUGAAGCAAGCCCAAGAAAUAUUGCAACUACUUUCCUCAUAAUUAAAAAUAUCAAUUAAACCCACACAAUUUUCCUUUGUUUAUAGCACCUUCUAAUCAUGAAAGAAUAUAGCAAUUGUAAGAACUUAAUAGACUUUAUAAAAUCAGAAUAUAGCCAUACUGAUUUACCUAGUUGCUGCUUAAAUGUAUUGAAUUUUUUGUGGUUGAUUAGUUAUGUGCUAUCAAGUCAGUGUCAACUCUUAGUGACCACACAGAUUUUCUCCAUGAUGAUCUCUCCCUAACCUGGUCCUUCUUACUUGUUAUUGGUUUUCUCACAUGAUUGUAUUUCAAUGCUGCACUCUGUUACAGAGGAAAAUGUUCUCUCUUAUAUGAGACCAAAAAAGUGUGAUUUGACUCAAAAUUGUACACAAUUUCUAUAACAGUGGACAACUGCUUUAAUUGGUUUUGAUAUAUAUUAGUGACAAUAUAUUUUGACAAUAGUCAUCUUAUAUUUUGCUUUUUUUGUUGCAUUCUAGAUUUAUUUUAUUCUAAUUUCUAAUCUUAAACCAAAGGCUUCUGAGGCUCCAACUGAAAGGUAUAGUCCAACCUAGAUAAAUUUAACUUAAUGCCACAAAGAAAAUGCUUGGAGUGGGCAAUUUUAUGUCUUAGCAGAAGAGUCUAGAUAUGAGAAUAAGUAUGGAACCUAGGAAAUGAGUAAGAUUUUGGUCCAACCAUCAAUUGGUAUGUCACCUUAUUGACCAACCCUGUGACGUAUCCAACAGCCAAUGAAAAGCUAAAGUUGAAGAGGAUAGCCAUUAAUUUUCUCAGGAUGGGACUGCCUAAUGGAUACAGGAAAUACUACCUCCUUGAGAAUGGAAUGUUUUCCUGCCUGCUUAAAGAGGCAGUUAAAAGACUUUUAUUGAAAAAAUCCUCCCUUGACUGGGAAAAUCUCUAUAGUUAAAGGCUUCUAGUCUCUGGACUAGAACAUUCCCAAGGAGGUAUGUUUGGCCCACUCUCUCCCAGUAUUUAGGAAAAUACUCUUUUACCAUACCUUUCAACUAUUAAGCUGAUUUUGUCUCCGUUAUAAUUCUAAUUGUCUUGAUUUUAUUCUUAUCUUUUCUCUUUUGUAUUUUUAUUGUUAUAAAACAGUUAAAAGCUUGGGAAUUGUAGGUACUAUUUAACUAAAGCUUGAUCCCAUGUAACUGGGUGGAUCCAGUCUAUGGUGGGGGAGGAGUCAGGCCCUAGGAUGCUCUGUUAUGGAGACACAUAGGGGCUUAGUCUUCUUCCCUAUCCUGGUUACUACCACAUGAAGUCGGAAGAAGUCAUGUAAGUUCAGGAUGUGGUAUCAUCAAUACAUUGACGAUCCCCAGUUGUACAUCUCCAUUUUAGGCAAAUGGAAGAUGCAGAAGAUGUCCUGACCAGUGUCUGGAGGCUGUCAGGGUCUGGAUGGGGAGAAACAGGCUCAGAAUCAACCAAAACAAGUUGGGGUGGCCGCUAAUUUAGAAAUUAAUGGUUUCUGGGAUUAUAACAUUUUUAAGCUUACUGAAGUUGUGUUGCCACAGAAGAAGCAGACUGGCAACCUGGGAGUCCUCCUGAAUUCAUAGCACCUACUAGAGGAGCAGUUGGAUGCCAUGGCAAGGAAAGCCUUUGCUUAGCUUAAGCUAAUGUACCAGUGUAGUGGUAGAGGUCCUACUGGAAGAUUGGCAAGGUAGAAAUGGACAGUGAUGUGUGCCAAAUUCUAUAUUUCCAUAUAAUAGCUGCCCAGUGAAAUAUAUUUGAGUAUUCAGCACACUAGAUCAGUUAACUUCAAUAUCUAUUUUGUUUAUCUUGUCUCAUCCUUGGCAUGCAACUGGUACAACCCUCUCCAUUCUUGGCUAAAACCGCCUGGUGUAAACAAGGCACUCCUUGCCCUUAAUGUGGCCUUGUUCUUGGCCUAGAUAAGCAAAGCCUUUCAAGGAUAAGAAAAGAUAAACUUCUCCUUGUUCUUGGCAAGAGCAGGUGGACAUGCUGAUAAGAUACACCAAUCCACCCUGUCCUUGUAGAGAUGAGCAGACAUAUAUAGGUGUCAUUAUUACCUAUGGUCUAUAUAAACCAGUCAGAAGUCCCUGUAGAGUGGAACUUCAGAGCAGACCUAACUAGGGAGUUGCUGUACACUUGUUGGCUUGAAGUUUCCUGACUGGCAAAAGGGGUGCAAGAUUUGUAUUUCUUAGAUAUUAGUAUUAUACUCUUUGUAAGAUUUCAUUGUUUCUUAGAUGAUAGGAUUAUACUCUUCAUAAGCUGUAUUUGAUUGUUUUUUUCCCUUGUUUUUCAUAUUGCCUUGGAAUAAAGCCUUUACCCAUA